ACACUUCCCCUCGAAGCAAAGAAAACCGUUCCCGGAGCAAAAAUUCCCCUGCCAUCCUGACCCUCAAGCUCAACCCUCACUGAGCUCACUCGCACUCCUCGCGCGAAUCCACUGCCCGCGUCUUUCCCCCCAAAUCGAAGCUCCCGGGCUAGCUGCUUCAGGUGUGGGGGUGCUGGAGCUGUUAAUUCGCGCUCGAGUUCGGGAGAAAUCUAGCUCGGAACCGUUGUUUCUGGCUCGCUGCGGUUGGGAUCCGGCUGGAUUCCGGCGAGGGAUUGAAGAGACCGGCCAGUUUUUCAUCUCCGGGCGUCAUUUUGACCGCCAAGCUAUCUAUAUCUAGCCGCCCUCGAGUUCACCUUCAGCUAAAGCAUUCUUGGGUUAUACUACUAGUACAGAAAAUUGCUCCAAUCUGACAAGUUGUUGUGACGGCUGGAGUCAUUCGAAGUAGCUAUUCCACUACGAAAGAUUGCUAGUUUAUACUACUCGCAAUUUUGAGUGGGACAAUGCAUCCCAGGGCUCGAAUCCACGCAGACCCGGCUUUGCAGUUGGACCAAAUCGACUGCUUGCCGGACGCACUUGUCCUGCUGAUCCUGAACAAACUGGAGGAUGUACGCUCCCUCGGUCGCUGCUCUGCAGUGUCGAAGCGGUUCAACGAACUGGUUCCACUUGUCCAUGAUGUGUAUGUCAAGAUCGACCGUGUCGUGACUGCGGAUGGUGAUGCUGAUGAUGCUUUCAACCUCUCUUCUCCGAAGGCCCGGCACAUCUUCUCUCAUUUCAUUAAGCUGAUGCUAUUUACAAUCGUCAAGCCAUUUCACAGUAUGCGCAACCCAAGUGGCACAGGCAGGCCUGUGUUCCCACAGCUCGCGCAACAUUCACCUGUGCAGGUGCUAAAGAACUUCUCUCAUGUCCGGAAUCUUCGGGUGGAGCUCCCCUCAGGGGAUGUUGGGACUGAGGCAGGGGUUUUUCUCAAGUGGCGGGCUAUGUAUGGCAGCACGCUUCAGAACUGUGUGAUUCUUGGCGGUACGCUGGUUGAUCGCAAGACUGUCGCCGUUGGGCAUGAUCCAUCAACGGAGGACAGUGGAAGCAUGCCAGAAUCUUUCUAUACCAACGGAGGGCUGAAACUCCGUGUUGUGUGGACUAUCAGCACUCUGAUUGCUGCAUCGACGAGGCAUUAUCUUCUCCAGUCAAUCAUCAAGGACCAUCCAACAUUGAGAAGCUUAGUUUUGACAGACGCCGACGGGCAAGGGACAAUCUCCAUGGGGAUGGAACAGCUCAAGGAGUUCAGGGAGAACCAGUUGCCAGCCUCAGCAUGUUCCAACCGGACGCAGGUCCCAGCGUGCAGCAUGAAGCUGAAGUAUGCGGCAUACCUCGAGCUGCCUGAUGGCUUGGCAAUGCAAGGUGCAACCUUGGUUGUUAUCAAGCCCUCAGCCGAUGGAACUAGUGGCGGCCACAGCAGUCGGAAGGAAACUGAAGCUUUUGUCUCAGAUGCAUUUGAUGGACCAUUCAAAUUUGCAGCGAAGGCGCUGAUGAAGAGGCGUACCUAUCUUCUGGAGAUGAAUGGGUUCUAGACCUGUUCCUUAAGAGCUGUUCACAGAUAUCUUUCUUGUGAGUGGAUAUCAUGAGUCAUUAAGCUGUAUAAAUUUCUGCUGGAGCAAAUGCAGUCCUGAAUUUUGUGGUUUAAGAUAAAAGCGUUUAAGAUAAAAGCUACAUCUAUAGAUGAUUUCUGCUGCCAUCCUCUUUGUAGGAGUAUCUAUGAAGUGCAGUCUAGCA
Messenger RNA from Brachypodium distachyon (stiff brome), 1767 nucleotides. RefSeq names its product F-box protein At5g46170. The transcript has 2 exons. NCBI's taxonomy places the organism in Eukaryota, Viridiplantae, Streptophyta, Magnoliopsida, Poales, Poaceae. The record is from RefSeq and is a predicted model, not a curated record. The coding region runs from base 501 to 1565 and encodes 354 amino acids. Gene Ontology annotation, molecular function: protein binding.